AUGCUGUACCAAGCCGGGUCAAUCGAAGAGGCCGCGGAGUCCGAGGAGGAAGAAGCGGAGGGGGAGGAGCCAGCGCGCAGGGAAGGUAGUACCGCCGGGGGAGGCGGAGCGGAUGGGUGGGGGGGAGGAACGGGGGAAACUGACGGGCAAGAUGGCCGCGAGGGAACUGCGCCUGGGGGAGCCAGAGAAGGGGGGAAUGAAGCGGGCAGCGGACAGAGAGUCAAGCGGGGGAAGCUCGGGCGAGUGAGCUUUGCUGCUGGCACGUGGGAACUCGGCGCAAUGGAGGAGGUUAAUAACGAGGAUGCGGCAGAUGACAGUGGAAUGAAUGCACCCUACGGCGACGGGCAAAGCGGGGUCGCCGGUCUCGGUGCUGACACGUGGCACUCCGCCGCCGCCGGCAUCUUCGUUUCCGCCGCUUCCGGCAUUUCGUCCGGUUCCUCCGCGUUCCCCGGCGAUUCCGACGCGGAAGAGCCUUCUAGCGGCCCGUCGUCGUCGGCCUUCUACAACGAUCUAUUUGGGAUCGGCGAGGCGCCGUUGAUCAACCUGAUCCGACGGUACCACGACGCGCUCACCGCGCACGGGCUCGCGGACGAGGCGCAGGAGAUCGCCGCGUCCGCCGCCGCGCGCCUCGUGAGCAUCAAGAGCAUGGCUUCGCGCAGGCGGGGCGCGGCAGACGAGGAUGAGGCGGAUGGGGAUGAAGAGGAUGAGGAGGGGGACGGGAAAGGGGGAGAAGGUGGGUGGGGGCCGGGGCGGAUGGAGAACGGGGAGGUGGGGGAGGGGGAGGUGGUGAAGAGCGAGGUGAUGGUGAGGGAGGGGUUGCAGAAGUAUCUGAUUGCCAUGCAGCCCAACCUGCUGUGCGCGCAGCCGCAGGUGGUGACAUUCAGCCACGUGGCAGUGACAAAGAAGGUGGUGGUCAUCCCGGAUCAAAUCAAAAACUGCUUCAACGCGCCGUAUUUCAAGCUCAAGGCCAUCGCGGGCUUUCAGAAAAAGGAGACCAUUCACGUGCUCGACGAUGUCUCAGGCUUCCUCAUGCCAGGGACUCUCACACUCCUCCUGGGAACCUCAGGUAGCGGCAAGUCCAUGCUCAUCAAGCUGCUAGCCGGCCGCCAGCCCGCCACCACCGGCACCGUCUCGUUCAACGCGCACCCCAUCACGCCCUCGCGCGCGCAUCGCCUCGUGGGGGUGGGCUUCGAUGCCGACUGCCACCUCCCCGCCCUCUCCGUGCACGAAACCCUCGCCUUCGCCCGCCACUGCUCGUACCCGCUGUCAGCCAAGCAGCUGCUGCAGCACCCCAUGCUGAGCAAGGCGCUGCGGGCGAGCAUAGAGAGGGGCGAGGACCCUCUGGUGGCGUCCCGAGAGGCCAUGUUUGGGCUGCGACGGCAUGCGGGAGAGAAGGUUGGGUCGGGGGCGCUGACCAGAGACGAGGUGCACCGGCUGACUGCUGCUGAGCUCAUGGUUGGCGCUUACCCGGUGCUGCUGUUUGAUCGCAUCAGCCAGGUGUAUGAUGGGCCCUCCACACACAAGACGCUCACCAUGCUGCGCACCCACGCACAGGUGCGGCAGCACGCGGUGCUGUGCUCGCUGCAGUCGCCCACACAGGCGGUCUUCUCCCUCUUCGACCGGGUCAUCGUGCUCAACCAGGGCAACAUUGUCUACCAGGGCCCCUGCCACUCCGCGCUCCGACACUUCCAGCAGCUCGGCUACCUGAAGCCACUACACAUGUCAGUGCCGGAGUAUCUGCAGCACGUCACCACGGAGGGAGGGGGCGCCCUCAGAUCCGGCAAGAGGAAGCUGCUGCUCGAGGGCUUCGUGCGUGCAUACAAGAAGUCCCCUCAUUACAAGAACAUCCUCCGUGUCACAAGCCACCCCACGCCUCUCCUCCUCCUCUGGAUCUCCGGGCCGGCAUGCCACGUCCUUUCCCGGAUCCGCUGCGCGAUCGCCGACGUGGCACCUGACGCCACUUCAGCAGACGCCAGCGCUCCAGACGCUGCCACAUCAGCUCCAAACGGCGAGCAGCAGCAGGGCGCUGCAGCAGGAAGCAGCGGAGCAGCAGAGAGCUCGUCGGCGGGAGGAGAAGCUAAGGGGUUGGGAGUGUCAUCUUACCAAGCAGUAGUGGUGACAGAGUCUCGUGUGAUAUUCGAUGAGGACGGGGGGGAAGGAGGAGUGGGGGCAGGCGAAGCUGAUGGGGAGGGACGAGGGGGAGGGAGAGGAGCGGGAAGGAGAGGGGGAAGGGGAAGGGGAGAGGGGGGGCAUUUGGAGGAGGGGGUGGAGGCGACGGGACCGGUGUGUGUAGGAGACGUGGUGGUGGCAGUGACGGUGGGCGAUCGGGGUGAGAUGGAGUAUGCGAGGUAUGCGGGGGGGGAUGUGCCGGUGGAGGAGAUAAUGGAGAUGCUGGAGGAGGUCAGGGACAGCGCCACAUGGCUGCAUCUGGAGCUGCAGCGACCCCUCAAUAUAGUCACACAGCCGGAAAAGGCAACUCAGUGCGGCGAGGAGGAGGAGCAGACGGAACACCUGUUGACGAGUAGCAGCCAGGCUCCCAGCGACGUGGAGGCCGGCUGUGCUGCUGCUGCUGGUGGGGCUGCUGCUGCUGGUGGGGCAGCUGGUGAGAGUGCACAGCAGGGAGCUGAUGCGGCUGAGCCCCCGCCUGGCAGUGCUGCUGCUGCAGGCGCAGAGGCUGAGCAUGUGGAGGCCAAGGCCAAUGACACGCGUGUUGACAUCCAUGACCAUGACACCCCUGCUGACGCCGACGACACACACGCUUUGGUCAGCCACAUUGCCCGGUGCGACAGCGCCCGAGGAGCAGCAGGUGAGGACGACAAGGGAGAGCAUGGAGAGGAGGAGGCAGACGCGGUCGCAGCAGCAGGGAGCACGAAGCGGGGCAACGCGAGGGGCAUCCAGUCGCUCCCGAAGGCCAUCCCCCACGCCAUCACGAAAGCCUUCAAGAGCAUCGGCCUGUCUGCAUUCAAAAGGCUGCAGGGCAGCAGCAGCAGGAGGAGGAGCGGCGCGUUCAUGCAGCUGCAGGGGGUGAAUGCCGCAGGGGCUCUUAAAGCCAUGAACCUGUCGGCUGCGGCGACGGCGUCGCGCGCGGCGGUGAUGGCGGGGCUGUGGGGGGGGGCGAACAGAGAGCUGCUGCGCAAGGAGUUGAUUCUGGACAUGUGGCCUGAGUUUAAGUUGUUGUUGAGGCGGCAGUUGCAGGUCAAUCUGCGGAACUGGAGCUUCAUUGCUGCCCGCCUGCUGCUGGUAAGUGGGAGGAGAGGAGCUGGUGCAGGCGAGGGGAAGCAUGUGGUGCAGAGGACCUCUUUGUGGGCUUCGACCUGCUCAGUCUCUUACACCUCCCUGCAGGACCUCGUGGUCACCCUGCUCGGCCUCUUCGUGGGAUUUGAUUUCUUCCAGCUGCCAGCCGAACCGCCGUCCUUCGCGCACCUGAACCUGCGGAGGGGCGUGAUGCAGAUAUCACUCAUCACCAUGACGGUGAACAAUGUGAGCCUGCUGCCGGGCUACAUGCUGGAGCGCCAGGUGUACUUCAAGCACCGCAGCGCGCGCUUCUUCCGCACGCGCUCCUACGCGCUCUCGCAGCUCAUCGCCAGCCUGCCACUCUCCAUCGUUGAGGCGACCAUCUGGUCGGUGCUGGUGUAUUUCCUCUCGGGCCUCACGCUCUCCGACUACGGAGCGCACUUCUUCAUCUUCCUCUUCGUCCUCUCCCUCGUGGCCAUUCACGGCGCUGCCAUGAUCCGCUUCAUCGCCUUCACCUCCCGCACCCUCCGCUCCGCCGCCUUCGCUGCGGCCAUCUUCAUGGGCCCCGGCAUGUUCCUCUUCGGCCACAUCCUUGUAGCCAAGGCGCUUAUACCGAGUUUCUGGAUCUGGCUAUACUGGAUCAACCCCAUGCAGUGGGCGUCGACGGUCCUAGCGAUCAACGAGCAGCGGAAGUACGUUCCUGUGCAGUUCUGCCCAGCUCCUGCACUCGUCCCGACCAACAUGCCGUACUGUGUGGGGCGCGAGAACUGGCCGAUCGGCCGAGCGUACAUGGAAGAGUACAGCUGGAACUACGAAUGGGGGUAUUUGAUCGCAGGGCCGUUUGUGAUUCUCGCGUGGAUUGCCAUUUGGACGGUGGGGACGUUUCUGAGCAUGCGGCCGCAGCACUACAGCACCUUUGCUGCGCCCGUGAGAGUGCUCUCAGAGGCCAAGCGCGGAGGGAAGCGGGCUGGUGCGAGGGAGGAGGGGAACGGGAAUGGGACUGGGGGAGGAGCAACUGGGGGAGGAGCAACUGGGUCAGUAGCAGCGAGGGUUUUGGGGGCAGUUACGGCUGCCAUGGGGGGUUCAUGGCAGCGGAGGGGCAGUGGGAAGGAGGGAGCAGCAGCGGGCGGAGGAGAGGGCACCUCCCAGAAGAAGCCUGGCGGAGCAGAGGAGCAGGGAGGGAUGGGAGGGCAUUCGAGCUACAGGGAUGUGGAGUGGGGUCCUGGUCCUGCCGUUUCGAGGGACGGCCAUGGAAGCUCAACAGCAGAAGAAGCAGCAGUGGCAGCGGCGGCAGCAGCGGCAGAGGCAGCAGGGGCAGCAGAGGCAGCGAUCAUGGACUGCAACAUUCCCUUCACCCCGUACAUCAUCACGUUUGAAAACCUCUCCUGCUCCGUGCCGCUGCCCUGCCCGCCCGAGAACGCCUGGGGGAAGUCUUCGGUGGGCGCUGGUGGGGAGGCGAGGAGGAGGAGUGAGGCGAGCCGGUGCCUGGUGCGGGGGGUGACGGGGUGGGUGAAACCGGGGGAGGUGACAGCUGUGACGGGCGCCAGGGGCACAGGCAAGACCACUCUGCUCAACUGCCUUGCAGGCCGCAAGAUACCCGGCAAGGUGAAUGGCCGACUGCUGGUGAACGGAAAGCCAAGGGACCUCCCAUCGUUCCUGCGCACCACUGCAUACAUCCAAGGCGCCGACCUCCUCUACCCGCUGCUCACCCUGCGGGAGAGCCUGCUGUACCGCACCACCCUCACUCUCCCCGACCAAGUACAAGACGAGCAACGCCGCGCGUUCGUCGCGCAGAUUUUGUCUCUUACGGAGUUUACGGGCGGCAUGGCGGACAGCCUGGUGCAGGAUAUUCUGGCGGACGGCGUGGGGUCGGCGUAUGUGGAGAAGCGGAUCGUGUUUGCAAUGGAGAUGGCGGGCAACCCCAGCGUCGUGUUCUUUGACAUGCCGUUCCUGCGCAUGGACACCACUGAAGUGGCUAAGUUCUCCGGCAUGCUCAAGCACGUGGCGGCAGCAUGGGGGAGAGCGAUGGUGGUGGUGUCGAACGCGGUUACCGCCUUCCAUCUGAACGCCUUCCACUCGCUGCUCAUGCUGGGCAGCGGGGGGGACAUGGUCUACUUUGGGCCAGCGGGCAGGAACGGGAACGCACUGGUGGAGUAUUUCUCGGCCAUCCCAGACACGCCCCCAGUGCCCCCCCACACAAAUCCCUUUACAUUCAUGCUUAACGCUCACCGCCUCUCCAAUCCCCUCAACUCCCCCCCCCCAUACCCCCUGCGUGCCCUUAUUUCCUUCCUCCUGCAGGAGUAUUUCUCAGCCAUCCCGGGCACGCCCCCAGUGCCCCCACACACGAACCCCAUCAUAUUCAUCGAGCACCUGCUGGGGGACGACGCCACUGCCACCCGGCAGCGCGCCACCGCGUGCGACUACGCCGUGGAGUACCGCGUCUCCGAUCUCGCUAUGCUCAACGCCCACCGCCUUUCCGCUCUCCGCCGCGGCGGCGCUGCUGCUGCUGCCGCCUUUGCUGACCACGCCGCUGCUGCCAAUCUCGAGGCUGCCAAGUCAAUGGGCAGGGAUGCUGCUGCUGCUGCCGCUGCUGCUGCCGCCGCUAGUGGCGGUGGUGAGAGUGGGAGGGGAUUCGUUGAAUCAGGAGCGGGUGGCAUGGAGCACGAGAGCGCCAGCCUGGCAAUGGUGGCGUCUGACUCAGCGUGGUCCCUUGCUGCGUUGGAGCAGGAAGAAGCAAUAGCAGCCAAGGGGGCAGAAGCCUUAGCAGGGUCAGUGAGCGGGCGUGACACCGGUGCUGCUGCUGCUGCGGCUGUUGCUGCUGCUGCUGGUCUGACUGGAAGUGAGUCUGCGGAGGGAGAGGGAGAAGGAGGAGGGGGUGGAGGAGGGUGGCUGAAAGCCAAAGGCAUGAUUCGACGCCGAGCAGCAUCCGCUGCAGCAGCAGCUGCGAUAGUGUCAAACGCAGCAGAAUCCCACGCAGCAGCAGCCGCAGCAGCAGCAGCAGCAGCAGCAGCAGAAGCGGAAGCAGCGGCAACAGCAGCAGCGGAAGCAGAAAGCACCCCCAACGAAGAAGCCACGCCAGCCGAGCCGCUCCUCCUCAUGCCCGCGCUGCCGCCCGUGGCAGUGAAGCUCCCGAGCCCAUGGCGCAAGCUGAUGGCGGUGCAGUACAGCAUCCACCUCUUCUACUGGCGCAACACCUCGCACUCCCUCAACCGCAUCAUCCAGUCCUCCAUCCUCGGCCUCCUCAUCGGCUCGCUCUUCUCCCAAUACCCCGUGCACAACCUGCUGCAGGUGAGGGCACAACCUGCUGCAGGUGAGGGGCACAACCUGCUGCAGGCCACCACAGCACAGGAGUUCCCCUCACAGUACUGGCGUUCGGCACGACGCGGCACGGAGGCACGAGAGAGGGGGGCUGGCCAUUCUGAUCUGCUCCCUUUUGCACCCCUCCUCUCCCACCAACCAUCCCCCUGUGCGCCCCACGUCUCUUGUGCAGGCCACCACAGCGCAGGCGUUCCCCUUCGCAGUGCUGGCGUUCGGCACGACGCGGCACGGAGGCACGAGAGUGGGGGGCUGGCCAUUCUGAUCUGCUCCCUUUUGCACCCCUCCUCUCCCACCAACCAACCCCCUGUGCGCCCCACGUCUUUUAUGCAGGCCACCACAGCGCAGGCGUUCCCCUUCGCAGUGCUGGCGUUCGGCACGACGCGGCACGGAGGCACGAGAGCCACCACAGCGCAGGCGUUCCCCUUCGCAGUGCUGGCGUUCGGCACGACGCUGCACGGAGGCACGGCGGUGGGGCUGGUGAAUCAGACCAAGAAGGUGUUCACCCAGGAGCGCAUCUACAACCAGCACUUUGCUUUCCUCUACACGCUGGGCUACACCGUGGUUGAGAUCCCCUACCUGCUGCUCACCUCCCUCGCACUCGUGUCAGUGGCAGCGCCACUGGCGGGCCUGGCAGUGAGCAGCGCGGCGCUCUUCUUCUCCUUCGGCCUCACGCAGUUCCUGGCCGCUCUCUCCGUCACCUACUUUGGCUUCAUGCUCUCCGUGCUGCUGCCCCACCCCAAGUACGGGGCAGUGGUGAUUUCCUUCUUCAUCACGGCGUGGGUGGCGACGUGUGGCUUCUUCCUGCCCUACGCCUUCACCAAAAACUUCUUCCUCGCCGUCUAUUGGACCAACCCCAUCCAGCUUUACCAAUCACCGCCCCUUUCUCUCUUCUUCUUCGCUGCACUCCUCCCAUCACCCAUCCUUCCCAUACCAGGCCUGUCUUCCCUCCUCAAUCUUUCUCCCUGCAACCAUUUCCUGGCCUACAGACCUACUGUUGUCCAGGCACAGUGUAGUCACUUGUCAGGAUUCUCUCAACUCCUGUGGCAUCGCCUCUGCACCAAUCUCCCCUCUCUCCUCUCUACCCCCAUCCCUCUCUUUCCCUCUGUCCUCAUCCCUCUCCUUCCCUCUGUCCUCAUCCCUCUCCUUCCCUCUGUCCUCAUCCCUCUCCUUCCCUCUGUCCUCAUCCCUCACCUUCCCUCUGUCCUCAUCCCUCUCCUUCCCUCUGUCUUCAUCCCUCUCCUUCCCUCUGUCUUCAUCCCUCUCCUUCCCUCUGUCUUCAUCCCUCUCCUUCCCUCUGUCCUCAUCCCUCUCCUUCCCUCUGUCUUCAUCCCUCUCCUUCCCUCUGUCUUCAUCCCUCUCCUUCCCUCUGUCUUCAUCCCUCUCCUUCCCUCUGUCUUCAUCCCUCUCCUUCCCUCUGUCUUCAUCCCUCUCCUUCCCUCUGUCUUCAUCCCUCUCCUUCCCUCUGUCUUCAUCCCUCUCCUUCCCUCUGUCUUCAUCCCUCCCUCUCCUUCCCUCUGUCUUCAUCCCUCUCCUUCCCUCUGUCUUCAUCCCUCUCCUUCCCUCUGUCUUCAUCCCUCUCCUUCCCUCUGUCUUCAUCCCUCUCCUUCCCUCUGUCUUCAUCCCUCUCCUUCCCUCUGUCUUCAUCCCUCUCCUCCCCUCUGUCCUCAUCCCUCUCUCCCCUCUCUCCCCAUCCCUCUCCCCCUCUGCCCCUAUCCCCGUUCCCCCACGCAGUACGCCCUGAACGGCCUCACAGCAACAGCCUACUACUGCAACACCUCUGCACCGGAGUGCACCAUUCCGGGCUGCCCCGGCACCAGUUCAGCCUGCGACAGCUGUCCCUGCAAGUGGUACCUCAACCCCAUCAGCGGCCCUGAGUAUCUGUGGAACUUCCUCGUCGCCACCAAGUCGGCACGCAGUGCCGUGCACUGGGACUGGCUCUUCCUCCUCUGCUUCUGCGUCUUCUGCCGCGUCACUGCCUUUGCUGCGCUGCGCUUCCUGCGCCAUAACCACCGGGCAUGA
This is a messenger RNA of Closterium sp. NIES-65, 8571 nucleotides long. Lineage: Eukaryota; Viridiplantae; Streptophyta; Zygnematophyceae; Desmidiales; Closteriaceae. The record is from the annotation of a GenBank genome assembly.